Acytostelium subglobosum LB1 is the source of this 3954-nucleotide messenger RNA. RefSeq lists its product as hypothetical. Gene Ontology annotation, molecular function: protein binding. The record is from RefSeq and is a predicted model, not a curated record. Bases 1 to 3954 code for a protein of 1317 amino acids. The transcript is spliced from 4 exons. Lineage: Eukaryota; Evosea; Eumycetozoa; Acytosteliales; Acytosteliaceae.
AUGGACAACAACCUUCGAAAGGUGUUUGGAAACAAAGUGUUGCGAACGACAGUCUUCCAACAUCUCUGUGAUAUUCACAAACGAUGGAUCAGUCUAUCAUCACUCAAACAACAACAACAACAACAACAUGAUCAAGAACGAGAACAAUCAUGGAUGAUAAAGUCAACGAUCAAAGGUGACAAGUUGUUGGCAGAAGGCAGUCUUGCACGAUUUCUCAAGUUCAACGCGACUGAAUGGUUCAUCAAAGCAUUCGACAGCUUUACACCAAAGUGUCACCAACUCACAUCACGUCUCCUCUUUAAAUCAUUCAAAUAUAACAAUAUCCGAGCAUUCAAUCAUAUACUUGACAAUACCAACACUGAUCUUGAUGAUGAUAUCACACCCAGCCAGCUGACAAACAUACUCAAACAUGGCAAUGUUCAAAUGUUUGAACGAUACAUCAGUAUGCACUCUGCCCGCUCAUUCCAGAUCAACAGUAUCAACCACCUCAUGUUUGCCAUCAACAGUGGCAAUGUGAACUUUGUUCGUCUGCUGCUCCAACACAAAUGCUACCAUAACGAUCCAGAUAUGUACUUUGAAGAAGAUGUCGAUCCUCAAGAGUUCAAGCGAUCUGGUAUCAAUGUCGACAUGCUCACAAUGUUGCACAAGGAGUAUGGUCUGCUCUAUCUCCAUGACCUGUGGGCAUUGGCACUCAAACAAUCCACACACCUCAACGUGACCGACAGUGUACGAUACAUCAUUGAACACUUGCCAAGUGAUUUGACCAUCCUAUGUUCGGCCCAUAUUGGUCUACUCGUUGAGUUCAUUGCCAAACCAAGCCACUUUGCCAUAUUCAAGGUGUUCUUCAGAGUGCAACAGUUUGCUAAAACCAUCAUAACAAACAACUUGUUGGUGCACAUGGCAGCUGACAAUGGACAUGAUGAGUUGUUCAAGUUCCUUGAUGACAAUGGACCACUACCAACAUCUUUGAUGAAGUACGUCGACAGAGUCAAUGGCUUCAAGGUCAAGAUCACACCAUUGGCAGCUAUACGCACAGGUGAUUUGGAUCUCACGGAGGCAAUGAUCGCUCAGGUUGACCACAUUGACCUGUACACUUGGACACACAUGUCAACAUCGAUGGCCACUCUCUUGUCCAACCGUCGUCACAAUCCUCCAAAGUUAUUCAAUCUUCAUUCCCUGUGCGAAAUGAUUGAGUGCUUUGGACUCCAGCCAGAUCACCCCAUCACCGAGCGAAUGGUACUCAACUUCAUUGACAACUGUGAUCCUGCAGAAGAGAUGGGCAACAUAUCGAGAGCAUUCGACCUCGCAGCACGACAUUCAGUCAAGAUCCUACAGCAUAUCAUUGUCACAUUCAAGAUACAUAACAUCAAUGAGCAAAUGUUCAUGAGUGUCAUCCAGAAUGACAACUACGAUGUCCUGUCACACAUCAUUCAAUCAACACCCAAGGAUCAACUCGAAGAAUUGUCACAAAUAUAUGAUGUUGAUACUGCAAUCAAUGAACUCAUCUCAAGAGCUCCAUUGAGUGUGGUAUCAAUGAUGUUGGACAACUUAUCAUCAAUCAGAGAGAAUAACACAACAUGUCUAUGGGCAUUGGUCAACCCAUCACUGGAAGUGUUCCAACAUGUCAUUAAGCUGUUCCCAAUCGAUCAGAUUAUGGAGUUGACUGGUGAUAUAAUGUCUCAUGCAUCGGACAAGGAUAAGCCAGAGGUACUGCGCAUAAUGGCUCAACUCUUAAAGGACAAUGGACGUACUAUCCCCUUGCCCACACUGGAUUGGCUUGAGACUCUAGCACUACUCAAUCGAUACAAUGUGCUAGAGUAUUACUUUGGCACAUCACAGUUCAACAGUCUUCCAAAGAUACAUCGAUUGAGAACACUCAACUCAAUGAUCUACCAUUCACUCUUAAAUGGUAACAUACGGAUCCUCAAUCAUUGUUCAUCACUCAUCCAGGACAUCCAGAACAACAAGAAAAGGAGUCAUGAUGAGUCGUACCUGGGAGAUAAUUUUGGCAAUGUUGCCAUGCCCAACCAUGCCACACCAAGAUUGGAGACAGCUGCACACUCAGUGUUCAUUGACAGGAAGUUGAUGACAAUGAUAAUGAAUCACAUUGUUGAUAUUCAUCAGAAUCAUAUUGGUGUUGACAAGGACAAACGAAUCAAAGGUGGUCAUUUGCUUGCAAACAACAGUUUGGAGAGAUUCAUAGUUUAUGGUGCAUCUGAAUGGUUCCACCGAGCACUUCCAUCACUCGAUCGAUCCACUCCAAAUGGAGAGUUACUUGGUUUGGCACUUCUCCACCCAAACACCUCCAUUUUGAACACUCUUCUCGCCGAUCCAAUGAUGGUCUUUCAAGCCUCUGUUAACAUGGUCGAAGAAAUGCUUCAAAUGAUUCGACAUCCAUCAAUGAUACGCAAACUCCUCCAACUUGGAUUCAAGUUCUCAACUGAUGAGGAUGAUGACAAUUCGGAUGUGCCGCUAAUGAUCAAUGGAUGGCUCAACAAACCUUGGGCAUUGGAGAUGUUCCAGCUGCUGCAUAAGAAAUCAAUAUUGUCCGAGGAUGAGCUUCUUUCAUUGUUCAACGAAUCGAUCAAACUCAACAACACUCCAGUCAUUCAAUAUUAUUUGGAUACAUGCUUUGGUCUUGUAGUAGAGAGGCUCAACGAUGGAGAUCACGAUGACUCUAGCCAUGUGAUUUCAGAACUUAUUGAAUCCUGUCUCCAUUCUGGAUGCAAUUCAUCAACGUUGAACAUGGUGCUUCCACACAUUCCUUUACAAUUCCUAACAGUGCUGGAUGGAGAUGACCUAGCAAAGAGUGCUUCAAAGAGAGGAAACGUUGAUAUCCUCAACCUGUUGGUUGACCAAUAUACUUCGAAAUGGUGGACUUUAAUGCAAGCCCUACCAACAGCCCUUGAGUAUAAUGAGAACAUGGACCUAAUCAACCACAUCCUCAAUGCCAACAUCACCGAUGCUCAUAUCUACGAAGUCAACAGCAUCAACCCAUCCAUAUUGUCAAUGGAUCUCAUUCAGCGAUUGAUGGCAAACGAUAGCAUCGAUUGUGACUUUGGCAAAGUGUUGGGCGAUUCCAUCAAGAUUGGAAACAAUGAAAUCAUUGACUUUAUAACACGAAAUGAGAAGGGAUUGUUCAAAACUGACUAUCAACAUGUCUUUAUUGCUGCACUGUCCAUUGGUGAUAUCAACACUGCCAGGAUGGCCAUCAGCUCACCUCACUUCCAAAAGGCAGAGAAAGCGACCAGACAUCAGUUCAUUCAAUAUCUUGGAUCAGACAAACAAUUCAUUCUAAUUAAUGACGACUUUGAAUUGUUUGUCAAGGUGUUAUUCGAACGAUUGUCAAAGACAGAUGAACUCUCCAGUUUAUUGUUAUCAGUGGGCAGUUCAACAUCACGUGUCAAGAUAAUCAUUGAUCAUUGUUCUAGAAACAAAUUGUUUGCUAGAGAUGGAAACAUAGAGUCAUUGGACCUGAUCAUUCAGUUUGUCAUCUCUGCCGGAUGUGAGACUCAAGACGCCGUCCCAUCAGGGAUAUCCAAUGCCAGAGUGAUCACACACUUCUUGGACAAGGGAUAUAUCAAGCUCGAGGAGGACAACUCCAAUGGUUAUCUAGCACGAAUGGUGGAUUGGGCCUGCAAGAAAGGUCAUGUCGAUGUGAUCAAGGCCAUUCACCAACGAUGCACAACACCACUUCAACUCUUCAAUCACAUGCCAUCAACCAACAUAUUGAUCAACAAAGCAGCAUGCUUCAAUCAUCAUCAAGUGCUCUCAUAUCUCUUUGAGGAUGACAUUGAACACGGUGUAUGUUCACCAUUCAAACGCGCAUCCAAGCACAACAAAAUGAACAUCGCCAACUCUUUGACUUUGAUCGGACUGGCUGCCAAACAAAUUGGCAAUUUUAAGAUCGUCGACAUGUGUAAUCGUCUAAGGUUAGCCAACUCAUCCAAUUAA